Messenger RNA from Fusarium vanettenii 77-13-4, 787 nucleotides. RefSeq lists its product as uncharacterized. The coding region runs from base 179 to 463 and encodes 94 amino acids. The transcript has 2 exons. NCBI's taxonomy places the organism in Eukaryota, Fungi, Ascomycota, Sordariomycetes, Hypocreales, Nectriaceae. The record is from RefSeq and is a predicted model, not a curated record.
CGACAACAGGCAUUCCUUGAUAUCCAUUGAUCGCACCAGGAGUGCCCAUUGAGCUGCCUUGAAGGCUGAUAGACCACGAUACCCAUUGAUACCCCGACUCUGAAAGAUAUCACGACUCUCUUUCAUUGACCAAAUACUCAAUCUCUACAACAUAUUCCAAAGCAUUCACACAAUCAUCAUGACAUUUGGACGCACCCGCACAAGCUCCUCUGAGGAACAGCGAGGAAGAAACCCCGAGCCGGUUCCCAUCAUGGACGACAAGCAGCGCACCAACUCGUACUCGAGCGAGGCUUCUUUCCCCGAAUCGCCCGCCUCAUCCCCGCCCAAGUCAUCCCACUCAUGGUUCAAGCCCGCACCACAAGCCGUCAAUGUCUACACCACUUGUGGUCGGCACACCAACCAGCUCCUGUUUGGCGGACCAUCCCUGACGGAGCUCGCCCGGUCCAUGCUCAAGAAGGACUGAGACGCAGGAAACCCAUUUCCAGGGCUCAGCUGCAUGCAGUGCAGUCCUGCUUUAUCUACCAUGACGUCCAAAUCGCGCAACUUGUCAGCCUGGAAUUCAUGCUGUUUCACAUUCACUGUAUUUAUUCGACGUCGCUGGCUGGUACGGGACGGGAGUUUUUGUUGAUGUUGGCGAGCGCGGCGUCUUCAGGGUAGACAUCCUAGACAUGGCGACGCAUGAAGUGGAGGACGAGAUGGAGCACUGUACCACGAAUGACGGCCUUGUACGAUACCUUUCACUGUAGCAAUAUUUGUAACGAGUCCAUGAAUUUGACGAUAAUAUUAU